Danio aesculapii is the source of this 2601-nucleotide messenger RNA. RefSeq names its product extracellular calcium-sensing receptor. Gene Ontology annotation, molecular function: G protein-coupled receptor activity. Gene Ontology annotation, cellular component: membrane. Gene Ontology annotation, biological process: G protein-coupled receptor signaling pathway. Lineage: Eukaryota; Metazoa; Chordata; Actinopteri; Cypriniformes; Danionidae. The transcript is spliced from 6 exons. The record is from RefSeq and is a predicted model, not a curated record. The coding region runs from base 1 to 2601 and encodes 866 amino acids.
AUGGCACAAAUUUAUGCAACUCUCCUUACAUUGUGUCUUCUACUGUAUAUUGGGGUGCAAUGUCAAUCUAACAACAAAUAUAAGUGUAUCUAUCAAGGAGAUGAUGAUACUUACAGCUUUUACCAGGGUGGAGAUUUAGUUUUGGGAGGGAUUUUUCCUUUGCAUUCCAGCACAAUACCACAGUUUUUUUCUUUUACUACCAAACCCAAGUUAAUUCAAUAUAAAUUCUUUACCCCUCGAGCUCUGAGGUGGAUGCAAACAAUGAUCUUUGCUGUGAGAGAAAUAAACCAACGUCAAGAUCUUUUACCAAACCUGUCUCUGGGCUACCACAUCAGGGACAGCGGUGAUGAUAUACCAGUGUCAGUGAAGAGGUCUCUUCUUCUGGUCAAUGGACAGCCAGAGAAGGGCAGUGGACAGAGCUGUGAAGACAUACAAAAGCAGCCGAGUCCUGUAAUCGUGGGAGAGGCGUCAUCAGGCGUGUCCAUGGCUGUUCUGAGAACUCUAGGCACCUUUCAAAUACCCUUAGUGAGCUACUUUGCAUCCUGCUCUUGUCUCAGUAACAAAAGGGAGUUUCCAGCAUUCAUGCGCACAAUGCCAAGUGAUCUAUUUCAGAUUAAAGCUUUAGUAAAACUUGUGAAUUAUUUUAAGUGGACAUGGAUUGGGGUUAUCGGUGUGGAUACAGACUAUGCUCGAUUUGCCAUCCAGCUCUUUUUGAAAGAGUCUGAAAAAUUUUAUAUUUGUCCUGCCUAUGUUCACAUUUAUCCUGUUGCACUUACUCAAAAUACAGUUGAGGAACUUGUGAAAAUUUUAAAAUCAUCUUCUGCUAGAGUCAUACUAAAUUUCUCUGUGGACUCUUAUCUCUAUGGUGUUCUAAAAGAGUGCAGACGGCAAAAUGUCACACAUCUGCAGUGGAUCGCCAGUGAGGCAUGGGCCACAUCAAAAGUCCUCUGGGAUGAUUUUGGUGAUCUGUUAAAGGGAACACUGGGCUUUGCCAUACGGAGAGCUGAUAUCCCACAUCUUGGCAGUUAUCUCAGAUUAGUAAGUAGUUCUGUUGCUCAGACCUCCCAUUUUUUUACAGAAUUUUGGGAAGAGACUUUCCAUUGCAGACUAAAUGGGUCCCUAAACACUCAUGUACAUGAAGAAGCAUCUCACAACUGGCCAGCCUGCAAUGGUAGUGAAACUCUAGAUAAUGUGUAUACUCUUUAUUCUGAUGUGUCACAACUCAGAGUCUCCUACAAUGUUUACAAAGCUGUGUAUCUCAUAGCACAUGCACUGCAUGACAUGAGCACAUGCAUCCCAGGAAAAGGCCCAUUUCAGAAUGGGACAUGUGGGAGUCUGUAUCAAAUUUCGCCAUGGCAGCUUUUGUACUAUAUGAAACAAACCAACUUCACAACACUCGGAGAAGAGGUCCGGUUUGAUAUGAAUGGGGAUCCUAUUGCAUCCUAUGAUCUGAUGAACUGGCAAAGAGAAUCUAAUGGCUCCCUUCAGCUUGUCAGGGUGGGAAUCUAUGAUGCUUCCUUCAAAGAUGACAGAGACCUAGUGAUAGAUGAGUCAAUAAUUAUGUGGCACAGAGGGGAGAAGGCACCAGAAUCAUUGUGCAGUAAAAGCUGUCUGCCAGGCUCUAGGAAAGCCAGGCAAAAAGGAAAGCCAGUCUGCUGCUUUGACUGUAUAUCAUGUGCUGAAGGAGAGAUCAGUAAUCAGACAGACUCAAAUGAUUGCCUGACAUGUUCCAAGGAAACAUGGCCUAACCAAGCCCAAGACCAGUGCAUCCCCAAAACAUUAGAGUUUUUGUCCUUUCAGGAGCCCUUGGGAAUAAUUCUUUGGGCAUUUUCAGCAUUUGGGGCCUGUGCAGCAUUAGCAGUACUCUGUGUGUUUGUAAUGUAUAGGAAGACUCCAGUCAUACGAGGAAACAAUAUAGAGUUAAGUUUCCUUCUCCUCUUGUUCCUCUGUGCUUGUUUUUUGAUUGGCCUCACAUUUUUAGGAAAGCCCACUGAUUGGCUGUGCCAAAUUCGCUAUCCAGCUUUUGGAAUCAGCUUUACGCUCUGUAUUUCAUGCAUCUUGGCAAAAACUGUAGUCGUUUUAAUGGCUUUCAGGGCCACCAUCCCGGGCAACAAUGUCAUGAAGUGGUUUGGACCUGUUAAACAAAGAUCAAGUGUUAUCCUGUGCACAUUUCUGCAAGCAAUUAUUUGCAUCAUAUGGUUAACAACUAAGCCCCCUAUUGCUUCAUAUAACAGCAAGUUCCUUAGUGCAACUAUAAUUGUUGAAUGUUCUGUUGGAUCUGAAGUUGGAUUUUGGUGUGUUCUCGGAUAUAUUGGCUUCCUAUCUUCCUUGUGUUUCUUCUUGGCAUUUUUGGCCAGAAAAUUGCCAGACAACUUUAAUGAGGCUAAAUUCAUCACAUUCAGCAUGCUCAUAUUUUUUGCUGUGUGGAUAACCUUCAUCCCAGUGUAUGUGAGCUCAAGCGGAAAGUAUAUGGUUGCUGUCCAUGUCUUUGCUAUUCUAGCUUCCGCCUUUGGUCUUUUAAUGUGUAUAUUUGCUCCUAAAUGUUAUGUUGUAUUACUGAAACCAGAGAGAAAUGACAAAAAGAGUAUGAUGAAGAAAUAG